AGUUCGCCUUUUUUUUUCUUAAUAUCGAGCUCUUAAUAUCAAGCAAUUCUUACGGGACUUUGCAGCCCAUUCGCAACCACGAAGUUCGUUCGUCAACGCAUCAUGUCCGCGGCGUCUUUACUUCCGUCAAAGCUGGAGGGCUUCGUACGCCCCGAAUUCGAAGACACAUGCCGCCGGCGCUUCUUUUAUGGCCUCGCCUUCGACCCCUACGGCGGAACGGCUGGUCUGUACGACUUGGGCCCGACGAUGUGCGCGAUGAAGAGCAACAUGCUGCAGUUUUGGCGCCAGCAUUUUGUGCUGGAGGAGAGCAUGUGUGAAGUUGACACGACCUGCCUGACGCCGGAGGAGGUGUUUAAGGCGUCCGGCCACGUGACCCGCUUCAACGAUGUCAUGGUGCGUGACACCGUGACGGGCGAGUGCAUCCGCGCUGACAAGUUCCUCGAAGAGUGGAGCGAGACGCAGAUGGCGAACAGCGACGUCACGGCGGUGCAGAGGGACGAGUUCCUGCACCUGCUGCACGACGCGGCCGGCAUGAACCCGACCCAGAUCAAGGCUGUGAUGGAUAAGCACGCCAUCAAGUCCCCCAAGGGCAACCCCUUCAGCGACCCUUUUCCCUUUAACCUCAUGUUUUCCACCCACAUCGGCCCAGAGGGCGACCGUGUCGGCUACAUGCGUCCUGAGCUGGCACAGGGCAUCAUUCUGAACUUCAAGCGUUUGAUGGACUCCGGCAAUGCGCAGCGCAUGCCGUUUGCCGGCGCCUGCAUCGGCACCGCCUUCCGAAACGAGAUCGCCCCGCGCGCCGCCCUCAUUCGCGUGCGCGAGUUCACGCUAGCGGAGAUUGAGCACUUCGUGAACCCGAACAACAAGGCGCAUGAGAAGUUCGACCGCGUGCGGGACGUCGAGAUCUGGGCGUGGCCGCGCGACCGUCAGGCGAACAACGAGGAGCCGAUGCGCAUGAAGGUUGGCGAGGCGGUGGACAAGAAGAUCAUCGACAAUCAAACGCUGGGCUACUUUAUGGCUCGCGUCGCCAUGUUCCUCGAGUCGAUUGGCGUGCGCUUCUACCGCUUCCGCCAACACCAAACGACGGAGAUGGCGCACUAUGCCCAGGACUGCUGGGACGCCGAGCUGCUCACCUCCUACGGCUGGAUCGAGUGCGUCGGCAUUGCGGACCGCUCCGCCUACGACCUGACGCAGCACAGUAACGCGUCGAAGAAGGACCUGUGCGCGCGAGAGGAGUACGACGCCCCCCGCGUGGAGCGCCAGCUGCAGCGCAACUUAACCAAGGGUCUCAUUGGCAAGACUUUUGGAAAGAAGGCGGGCGAGGUGAUGGAGUUUCUGAACACCGCGCCGGCGGAGGCAUGUGAGGCGAUUCGCGAGGCCCACGCGAAGGGCGAGGCGGCCGCGGUGACGCUGCCCUCCGGCGAGGCGGUGUCCAUCACGGACAAGAUGGUCACGUUUGCGGAGAAGGACGUGAAGGUGACGGGGUACAGCUACACGCCGAGCGUUAUCGAGCCCUCCUUCGGCGUCGGCCGCAUUCUGUACUGCCUGCUGGAGCAGAGCUACUGGGUGCGCCGCGACGAGGCGAGCGGCAAGAACGACAAGCGCGCCGUCUUCAGCUUCACUCCGCUGCUGGCCCCUCAGAAGGUGGCCCUGCUGCCGCUGAUGGUGAAGCCGGAGUUGAUGACGACCAUCGCCGAGCUGCGCGCCGAGCUCGUGCGGCGCGGCAUCUCCGUCCGCGUGGACGACAGCGGCGUGACGAUCGGCAAGAAGUACGCCCGCGUCGACGAGCUCGGCAUCCCGUUUGCCGUGACGUGCGACUUCGAGGACGACGGCGCCGUCACUCUGCGCGAGCGCGACACGGCGUCGCAGGUGCGUGUGCCGAAGGAGGAGGUGACCGACGUCAUUGUGGAGCUGUGCAACGCGCACAGCCCGCGCACGUGGGAGUCGGUAGUGGCGAAGUACCCUGCUCAGGGUGCUGCUCCUCCGGAGGAGCGCACGGUGUUUGAGCGCGUCAUGGACGACACGUACGGCUUGUAA
Messenger RNA from Leptomonas pyrrhocoris, 2037 nucleotides. RefSeq names its product putative glycyl tRNA synthetase. The coding region runs from base 103 to 2037 and encodes 644 amino acids. Gene Ontology annotation, biological process: mitochondrial glycyl-tRNA aminoacylation. Gene Ontology annotation, molecular function: ATP binding; glycine-tRNA ligase activity. Gene Ontology annotation, cellular component: cytoplasm; mitochondrion. NCBI's taxonomy places the organism in Eukaryota, Euglenozoa, Kinetoplastea, Trypanosomatida, Trypanosomatidae. The record is from RefSeq and is a predicted model, not a curated record. The transcript has a single exon.